GAAUGUGUGUGUGUGGGAAAUUGUGUCGUUUGUGAUUUUUCGGGAAAAUUGAGUGAAAAUCAGGCAUUUUCUGCUGUGAAAAUACACCACGAUGGCGACCCAGAAGCCCGGGGAGUGGGCUAAUUCACUGCUGAUGCGUUUCGAGGAGCAGCUGCCAUACCGAAUGAUUGGGACAAAUACCAGCCAAAUGGCACAGUCACGAAUGACACUGGACCAGACGAUGGCGUACCUCAUCCCAAUUUCCCGCUAUCGCUUCAGUUUAGUCAUCUCCGGGCUCACGAAGAUGCUCCAGCGUGUGAAUGACACGUUCCAGAACCCACAGAAUCGGCAGGAGCACACGGAGAAGUAUUGCUACGAUUCCCUCAUUAUAAUCCUCACAACUCUGGAGCGAUGCCUCUCGAGUCAGACCAAAGAUACCGCCCGCUACGACGAGGCGAUGAACGUGAAGCUCCUCCUGCGAGAGAUUUGCCAAUUUAUCGAUGUUCAGAGUGAGAAUAACCCAAAUGCCACUUCGCUGAAGGCCCUGGCGUCGAAGGUACUCUUUGCACUGUCCCAGAAUCACUUCAGUGCUGUGUUCAAUCGUAUCUCAGCGCGUCUCCAGGAGCUGAGUGCGUGCUCCGAAGAGAAUCCCGAUUACAGUGACAUUGAGCUGAUUCAGCACAUUGAUUUGGAUGUUAUUCGUCUCACAAAACUCCUCACGGAGACACUCCUCAAGUUCCGACUCUUGAAGAAGUCAGCCCACCUUAUUCUCCUGAAUUCCCUCGAGAAGGCCAUGUGGACGUGGAUUGAAUUCCACCCGCAUGAAUUUGCCGAACUCCAGCGCAAUCCCAAUGAUGAGCUGUCCAAGUGCUGUGAGCAACUUUUUGACAUUCUCGACUUGUAUGCGGAGAACAAGAAGAGUCGCUCAGCUGUGUGGCCACUGCAGAUUCUCCUCCUUAUUCUCUGCCCCAAAGUCCUCGAGGAGAUUGUCAAUGCCGAUUCGGGGGCUCCGUGUUCGGUGUGUCACCUCAAGAAGAGGCAUUUCGUUGAGGGAAUCAAGAAGGGUCUGGGCUCCCAUGCAUCGUCAAAGCAACUCACUGAAUCUGCAGCUAUUGCCUGCGUGAAACUCUGCAAAGCAUCCACAUACAUCAACAUUGCAGACUCCAAUAAUGUGAUCUUUCAGCUCGUUCAGAGCGUCAUCAACGAUCUCAAGGCUUUACUCUUCAACCCAUCGAAACCAUUUUUACGCGGACAGGGCUACAGUUUUCAGGAUAUCGACCUCAUGAUUGACUGCUGGGUCUCCUGUUUCCGCAUUAAACCGCACAACAACGAAGCACUGAAGGUGUGUCUCAGUCUCUCAUCGCAUUCUGCCUAUCAUUUUGUCAUCAUCAGCUCUCUCCUCAAAAUCGUUACUCAGCCCCGCCUUCCGUGGUGGCCACAAAUUGACUUGGUCUACGCACGAUCGGGUGAGCUACGGGCUCUCUUUACGGAUACACUCAAUAAAGCCACACAGGGGUACAUUGCACACACCCCCCUGCGAAUGAUCACGUCGCUUACGCUGAAAUCCAAAGACGCACAGAGUAGAUUAACCCGCCCCGAAGAGGGUCCAGCGCACAAAGCUCUUCUCCUUCUCCUUGUACGUCUCAUCCAUGCUGACCCGAUGCUGCUGCUGAAUAGCCUCGGGAAGGCUGGGCAUGAGGUGCAGAGUAGCACGUUGGAGCUCAUCAAUGGCCUCGUGAGUCUCGUGCACCAACCAACGAUGCCCGAUGUGGCACAAGAAGCCAUGGAGGCACUCCUGGCGCUCCAUUCUCCGGAUAAAAUUGAAGUUUGGAACCCCGAAGCGCCCAUUAAUACCUUCUGGGAUGUCAGUUCGCAAGUUCUCUUCUCAAUCUCACAGAAGCUGAUCCAACAUCAAAUUGCCAACUAUGCGGACGUGCUGAAAUGGAUGCGAGAGAUCCUAAUCUGUCGAAAUACCUUCCUGCAGCGGCACAAGGACUAUGCAAAUGUUGGCAGUCAAAUUGCCAUUUGCAAGCAUGCAAAUAUAAAGCUCGAAGUUGUCUUCUUCACGUACUUGUGGUCAGUGGACUUGGACUCAAUUAUCACAUCCCUGUCGUGCUUUGGGCUACUCUGUGAGGAAGCGGAGAUUCGUUCGGGAAGCGAUGAGCUCACUGUGACGACUAUUCUGCCAAAUUAUCACCUCUUCCAGGAACUAACUGUGGCCUCGAGUGCUCUCACCACAUCCGGCACAGAGUCCAAGUUUUGCUUCUUUGACCACACACAGGGACGCGUGGCGCUGCAAAAGCACAUCUUCUGUCUCCUCCGGAAGAUUGAGCACUGCGCCAAUGGGGUUCAGCCUGCGUGGGAGGAGACCUACCGUUGUUGGGAGGCACAGAGUAAGCUCCUGCAGACAUAUCCAAAAGGCAAGACGGAAGAUGGGCAGGCGGAGAUGUUUCACAGAGGAAUGGGAAAGCGCAGGGCGAGUCAUCAGAGUACGGAGCAUGAUCUCGAUGAGCAAAUCACAGAGUGGGCCAACAUGACCUGGUUCCUCCUGACCAUUGGUGGGGUCUGCCUCAAAUCGACGGCUCAGAAUCAGCUGGAGAAUAAUAAUGUGAAGUUGUCGCGAAUAAAUAAAACAUCGCAGACAAAUUGCUCAAUGACCUCUCUUGCGCACUCCACGUCAUCCCUGUCGAGUUCCACGAGCUCCGGAAGGGGUUCCCUGCAUCCCAGUACUCAGCCAUCAACGUCUGCAGCGGCAAAUUCAAAGGAUGAGCAGAAGAAGGAGCAUGAGAAGAGUGAGAAGUCAACGCAGGAGAAUCUCUUUUGUCCUGUGACGCAAUUCAUUGGGCAAUUGCUGCGUCUGCUGGUGUGUAAUAAUGAGAAGUUUGGGCAGCAGAUACAGAAGCACGUGAAGGAGUUGAUUGGGCAGCAGAUGACACCGCAGCUGUAUCCGAUUCUCUUCGAGCAGAUUCGAUCAAUUGUGGAGAAGUUCUUCGAUCAGCAGGGCCAGGUGAUUGUGACGGAUAUUAAUACGCAAUUCAUUGAGCACAGCAUCUACAUCAUGAAGAGUAUCCUGGAUGGGAAGAAGGAGAAGGAUCAGAAUGAUCAGCCAUCGCCCAAUGAGCACCUCUGUGUGACGAGUAUUGAGGGGAUGAUGUUGGGUAUUGUGCGGUAUGUCCGGCACUUGGAUAUGACAGUUCAUGCCAUUCACAUCAAGACAAAACUCUGCCAGCUGGUGGAGGUGAUGAUGAAGCGGCGGGAUGAUUUGGCUUUCCGGCAGGAGAUGAAGUUCCGGAAUAAGCUUGUUGAGUACCUGACGGACUGGGUGAUGGGCACAUCGCAUCAGAUUGCUCCUCCCAGUUCGGGAGAUGUUACGAUAAUUACACGAGAUCUCGAUCAGGCGUGCAUGGAAGCCGUGGCAGCUCUCCUGCGGGGACUUCCGCUGCAACCUGAGGAGUCUGAUCGGGGGGAUCUCAUGGAUGCCAAGAGUGCGCUCUUCCUCAAGUAUUUCACGCUCUUUAUGAAUUUGUUGAGUGAUUGUGUGGACACAGUUGAGGGGGAGAAAGAUCCAACGAAUCCACCACUUCCACCACGUCCCCGGAUGGCAGCAGGGAAGCUUCGUACCCUGCGGAAUGCAACAAUUCAAGCCAUGUCGAAUCUCCUGAGUGCCAAUAUUGAUUCCGGGCUCAUGCACUCCAUUGAUUUGGGCUACAAUCCGGAUUUGCAGACCCGGGCGGCUUUUAUGGAAGUUCUAACGCAGAUCCUGCAGCAGGGCACGGAAUUCGAUACAUUGGCUGAGACUGUGCUGGCAGAUCGAUUUGAACAGCUCGUACAGCUGGUUACAAUGAUAAGUGACAAAGGGGAGCUCCCAAUUGCCAUGGCUCUGGCCAAUGUGGUAACAACGCUGCAAAUGGAUGAGCUGGCGAGAGUUCUCGUGACGCUCUUUGAUGCCAAACAUCUCCUCUCGCCAUUGCUGUGGAAUAUGUUCUACCGGGAAGUUGAGGUGUCCGAUUGCAUGCAGACGCUCUUCCGGGGGAAUUCCCUUGGAAGCAAAAUCAUGGCUUUUUGCUUCAAGAUCUACGGUUCAAGCUACCUUCAGAGUCUCCUGGAGCCACUGAUAAGGCCCCUCCUGGAGGAACACACGGCAAGUUUUGAAGUAGAUCCAGCCAGGCUAGAGCCCAAUGAGGACAUUGAGCAAAAUCGGAAGAAUCUCACAAUUCUCACGCAGAAAGUAUUCGAUGCAAUAAUCAAUUCAGCGGAGAGAUUCCCACCGCAGCUGAGGUCCAUGUGUCACUGCCUGUAUCAGGUGUUGAGUAAGAGAUUCCCAAAUGUUCUGCAGAAUAAUAUUGGGGCCGUGGGGACGGUGAUCUUCCUGAGAUUCAUCAAUCCAGCCAUUGUUUCGCCACAAGAGUUGGGAAUUGUGGGUAAACAGGUGCCAAUUUCCGUUAAACGAGGACUGAUGCUGAUGUCCAAGAUUCUGCAGAAUAUCGCCAAUCACGUGGAGUUCUCCAAGGAGCAGCAUAUGCUGUGUUUCAAUGAUCUUCUCAGGGCGAACUUUGAGACAGGACGAAGGUUCUUCAUUCAAAUUGCCUCAGAUUGCGAGACAGUUGAUCAGACGUCGCACAGUAUGAGUUUUAUCUCAGAUGCGAAUGUUUUGGCACUUCAUCGGCUACUGUGGACGCAUCAGGAGAGGAUUGGGGAUUACCUGUCGAGUAGUCGGGAUCACAAAGCCGUGGGAAGGAGGCCAUUCGAUAAAAUGGCAACACUUUUGGCUUAUUUGGGACCUCCGGAGCACAAACCCAUUGAUUCUCAUUUGCUGUUUUCUUCCUACGCACGAUGGAGUUCAAUUGAUAUGUCAUCGACGAAUUUUGAGGAAAUCAUGGUGAAGCAUCAAAUGCACGAGAAGGAGGAAUUUAAGACUCUCAAGUCAAUGAAUAUCUUCUAUCAAGCUGGAACAAAUAAGGACAACCAUCCUGUCUUUUACUACAUCGCCAGGAGAUACAAGAUUGGGGAGACAAAUGGAGAUCUCCUAAUUUAUCAUGUAAUCCUCACAUUGAAGCCCUUCUGCCACUCCGCCUUUGACGUGGUGAUUGAUUUUACGCACACCUGUUCGGAUAAUCGUUUCCGCACGGAAUUCCUCCAGAAGUGGUUUUAUGUCCUUCCGGAGGUGGCCUAUGAGAAUGUCGUGCGCGUUUACAUUUACAACUGCAAUUCCUGGGUGCGGGAAUAUACGAAAUUCCACGAUAGGAUCCUCGCGCCACUGAAGGGGAAUAAGAAGCUCUACUUCCUGGAUUCUCCGCAAAAAUUAGCCGAGUACAUUGACAUUGAUCAUCAGAAACUGCCCGGGGCGACGUUGUCACUCGAUGAGGAUCUCAAAGUGUUCAACAAUGCCCUCAAAUUGAGUCACAAAGACACCAAAGUCGCCAUCAAGGUGGGUCCAACGGCCCUACAGAUCACCUCGGCGGAAAAGACGAAGGUCUUGGCGCAUUCAGUGCUCCUCAAUGAUGUGUACUAUGCGUCGGAAAUUGAGGAAGUUUGCCUCGUGGAUGAUAAUCAAUUCACCCUGUCCAUUGCCAAUGAGAGUGGGCAGUUGAGCUUCAUUCACAAUGACUGCGAUAACAUCGUGCAGGCCAUCAUUCACAUACGCAAUCGCUGGGAACUGAGUCAGCCGGAUUCGGUGACGGUUCAUCAGAAAAUUCGCCCCAAAGACGUUCCCGGAACACUCCUCAAUAUGGCACUACUGAAUCUCGGGUCAUCCGAUCCUAAUCUCCGGACAGCGGCCUACAAUCAGCUUUGCGCCCUCACGGCAACAUUUGACCUGAAGAUCGAAGGGCAACUCCUAGAAACUCAAGGGUUGUGCAUUCCCUCAAACAAUACGAUCUUCAUCAAGUCCGUGAGUGAGAAGUUGGCCAACAAUGAACCCCAUCUCACGCUGGAAUUCCUCGAGGAGUGCAUCCAAGGUUUCCAGAGGAGUACAAUUGAGUUGAAGCAUCUCUGCUUGGAGUACAUGACGCCGUGGUUGAAGAAUCUCGUGCGCUUCUGCAAGGCAUCCGAUGAAUCGAAAAAGCAGAAAGUUUCCCAAAUCCUCGAGAAGCUAAUUAAUCUCACCAUUGAGCAGAAGGAGAUGUAUCCGUCGAUUCAGGCCAAGAUUUGGGGAUCCAUCGGGCAGAUUCCGGAGCUCAUUGACAUGGUUUUGGAUAAUUUUAUUCACAAAUCCGUGAGUUCUGGGCUGGGAUCACCUCAAGUGGAGAUAAUGGCGGACACAGCGGUCGCCUUGGCUUCUGCUAAUGUCCAAUUGGUGGCUAAGAAAGUCAUCGGGAGGCUCUGUCGGGUAAUGGACAAAACGUGUCACUCCCCGACUCAAUUCCUGGAGCAACAUGUAAUUUUUGACGACAUCGCCAUCCUAGCGAGGUAUUUGUUGAUGUUGUCAUUCAAUAACUGCCUGGAUGUGGCACGGCAUCUGCCCUACCUAUUCCACACUGUAACAUUCUUGGUUUGCACGGGUUCACUGUCAAUGCGUGCUUCCACUCAUGGUUUGGUCAUCAACAUCAUUCAUUCCCUGUGUACAUGUACAAAGCCAUCAUUCUCAGAGGAAACCCAGAGGGUUCUCAGGUUGUCUCUCGAUGAAUUCUCCCUGCAGAAAUUCUACCUCCUUUUUGGCAUUAGCAAGGUGAAGUCAGCCGCUGUUACAGCUUUCCGUUCUAGCUGUCGCCAUCCCAAUGAUCGUUGGCUUGGAAAUGAGAGAGUUUCACAAGCUCCACCGUCGGACAGGGAACGCCUAGCCCUGCCAUCGCUAGAAGUCAUAACUGACGCCCUGCUGGAGAUAAUGGAAGCCUGCAUGAGGGAUAUUCCUGAUUGCGAUUGGCUCCAAACAUGGACAUCAUUGGCGAAGAGUUUCGCCUUCUGCUACAAUCCAGCUCUUCAGCCGAGAGCUCUCAUUGUGUACGGGUGCAUCAGUAAGAGUGUCACGGAUCAGGAUGUAAAGCAACUCCUGAGGAUUCUCGUGAAAGCUCUGGAAUCCUUUACGGAUAUCACAUUGAUUGAAGCUUUAGUUAUGUGUUUAACACGCUUGCAACCACUUCUACGACCUGAAUCGCCAAUUCAUCGAGCUCUCUUCUGGGUUGCUGUGUCUGUACUGCAGCUGGAUGAAAUUACCCUCUAUGCUGCUGGCUUGGCUCUUCUGGAGCAAAAUUUGCACACACUGAAUUCGCAAAAUAUGUUUGAGAAACAGAGUUUAAUGGAUGCCAUGAUGGCAACGCGAGAACCGCUGGAAUGGCACUUUAAGCAGCUUGAUCAUGCUGUGGGGCUUUCAUUUAAGAGUAAUUUCCAUUUUGCUCUGGUUGGACAUCUUCUCAAAGGGUUCCGGCAUCCAACACCGACCACUGUGUCACGAACUUCUCGUGUGCUGACCAUGUUGCUGGGAAUUAUUGCCAAACCACUGCGGAGAGAUAAGUUUGAGGUGACACCAGAUAGUGUGGCCUACCUCACGGCACUUGUAGCUGUGUCGGAGGAGGUGCGUUCACGUUGUCAUGUCAAGCACACACUGUCACGAUGGCCCGGAGAGGCCAAUCCCAACGAUAUAAGUGAUACAACGAACAUAUCGGCACAAAGUAUGGGAAUGCCCCUGUCGCGUCGCCAGAAAUCCUGGGAUAUCCUAGAUCAGUCUGCCAUUGCGUAUGCACGUCAACAUAAAAUUCAACCGCACCAGGAUCCAGCAAUCAAGGACAAAUCAUGGCGGAGCUUAGAUUUGAGUCAUGGUCUGACCCUGGGCAGCCAGUUAGGCCAUUUACCAAAUUCCAAUCUAAUCACAGCAAAUGCAACAAGCGCAGCCACAUCGCCGAACCCCAUUGGCGGCGGCGUCCACUUUGGCGCCCCGUCGGCGUCCACUGCCGUGGCGCACGCCGCCGCCGCAUACAGUGGCCACCGGCAUGAAUUUAAAAAUCGUAGAUCAUCAUCCGAACCCGUGCACAAUGCCGUCAUGCCAAUUGGCAGUGCCGAAGACACUGCCCAGGCAGCAUCCUCCAAAAAUAGUAGUGACUUUAUCGAUUGCCUACAAAAUAUCUCACCGAUUAAAGAGCGAGGAUCACGAUCAUCAGUAUCAAAUGAAUCCAAUGUACUUCUCGAUCCGGAAGUUUUGCCAGAUCUCUCAACUCAGGCACUCGUACUCACUGUUCUCGCCACACUCGUGAAGUAUUCCACGGAUGAGGCUGAAACGAGGGUUCUCUAUCAGUAUUUGGCCGAGGGAUCAGUUGUCUUUCCCAAAGUCUUUCCAGUUAUACAUUCUCUCCUCGAUCAGAAGAUCAACAACGUCCUGUCAGUUUCGAGUGAUCAGGUGGUCUUAAUGGCCGUGCAGAGCAUCAUUCAGAACAUGCUGGCCACUGAGGAUCCAUCACAGCAGCAACUUCACUUCCUCCAGAGCUGUGGCUUUGGUGGUUUGUGGCGAUUUGCCGGACCUUUCACCAAGGUAUUUCAGUACACAAUGAUGGGAGAAUCUUCGGAGCUCUUUGUGAAUUGUCUGGAAGCAAUGGUGGAAACUUGCUUGCCCGUUGAGGAGACUACACCGACUAUCCCGCCGCCACGUCCGUACAAUCUCAGCUCCAGCUUGAGCAGUUUAACGCUGGGAUCACCCACGGACAAAGCAUUCAAUCUCAAAGCUUUCUCCUCGGAAUCCCUGGAUAAUGAUGGCUUAACUGGAAGUGUGAGCUCCCUCAGGAGGGCCUCAUGCAGCAAAGUUCGUACGGCAAAGCAUCCCCAUGGCCUCGGCUAGAGAUGUGGUGAACCGCCUUGGAGGAGGAAUUUUAAUCACCGAAGGGCAUUGAAUUUUUACUAUUUUAUUGAAAAUUUCUACUUAUCGAUGUGGAAUUGUUUUGGAAGCAAAUUGAUGUGAUAAUGUUACAAGGGGUUUGUUGGGGUGGAGAGGGGCGAAUCUUUAAUGUUUCUUAUUAUUUUUUAGAUAAAUGAGAGAAUUGCGAACGUCCUUAGAAAUCAGGGGAAAGAGAAAGAUGCUACAAAGAUUUUUUUUAUUAAACAAAAAAAUAAAGUUCAUUUCUUCUCUUCGCGAAUUAUAUCAACUUAAAAGAAAAUAUUAUAAAAGAAAAAAAUCUGUUUUUAUUACAUCGCAAAACAAAGUAUAAAAAAAUAGCGAUAGAGUUAUAUUAAUAAUAGUAAAUGUAUUGUGAUGAUAAAAAAAGGAAGAUACAAAAAAGAAUCUCGUGGGAGUAUUUAGGACAAAAAAAAAAGAAAGAAAAGCUUCAUAUACACAUCAAAAAAAAUUAUUAAAUGUGAAAAUGUGGAAAAUCUCUAACAAUCUAUAUAAUAAAGAAAGGAUUUCGUGUCUGUUCA
This is a messenger RNA of Lutzomyia longipalpis, 9318 nucleotides long. It is a transcript of the gene Nf1, whose product is annotated as neurofibromin. The transcript has 17 exons. The coding region runs from base 92 to 8743 and encodes 2883 amino acids. The record is from RefSeq and is a predicted model, not a curated record. Lineage: Eukaryota; Metazoa; Arthropoda; Insecta; Diptera; Psychodidae. Gene Ontology annotation, biological process: regulation of GTPase activity.